Molecule: messenger RNA, 1281 nt
Organism: Aspergillus heteromorphus CBS 117.55
Lineage: Eukaryota; Fungi; Ascomycota; Eurotiomycetes; Eurotiales; Aspergillaceae
Product: ketopantoate reductase family protein
Exons: 1
Coding region: 23-1045 (340 amino acids)
Biological process (GO): pantothenate biosynthetic process
Cellular component (GO): cytoplasm
Molecular function (GO): 2-dehydropantoate 2-reductase activity
Source: RefSeq, a predicted model, not a curated record
CUUGUCCUGUCCUCCUUCGCUCAUGGCUUCCUCUCCCUCUCCCUCUCCCUCUCCCUCUUCGUCCCCCUCCGUCCUCCUCUUCGGAGUGGGCAGCGUCGGCGCCAUCUACCUGCACCAACUGCAGCGCGCCGGCUGCACCGUCACCGCCGUCUGCCGCUCCAACCACGACGCCGUCGCCCAGCACGGCUUCAGCCUGCGCAGCCCCCGCUUCGGCACCGUCUCCUAUCGCCCCGACCACGUCGUGCGCUCCCCCGCCGACUGCCCCCCCAACACCACCUACGACUAUGUCCUCGUCACGACGAAGGCCUUCCCCGGGCGGACGCCCUCGCUCGCCGACCAGCUGAGCCCCGUGCUGACGAACCGCCCACACACCGCCGUCGUCCUGGCGCAGAACGGCAUCGACAUCGAGACCGACCUCGCCGCCGCGUUCCCCGCCAACCCCAUCCUCAGCGGGGUCGUCUACCUGCCCACCAUCCAGACGGCCCCCGGAGUCAUCGAGCACGGCGAGAUGCUCAACCACCUCGAGCUGGGCACCUACCCGGCCACUGCCCCGGGGAGCCACAAACGCGCCGCGGAGAGAUUUGUCGGGCUGAUGGUGCAGGGCGGCGGGGAUGCCACGCUGUUCGAGAAUAUCCAGGAGGCGCGAUGGUCUAAGCUGCUGCUCAACGCGGCCUUCAACCCUGUCUGUGCGUUGUCGCUGUGCACCGAUGGCGGGUUUCUGGCUACCUCGGACCCCUUCGCGCGCGACCUGGUCUGGGGCAUCAUGAUGGAGAUUGUGGCGCUGGCGCGUGUGAUGGGCAUCCCGGGGGUCGACGAGGAGGCGGCGCAGCAGCGGAUCGCGCUGGCUGAGCGGCGGACGAGGGAGGGGACGGGUCGCGAGGUGAGUAUGUUGCAGGACGUGCGCAUGGGGCGGCCGUUCGAGGUCGAGGCGAUCGUGGGGAACGCAGUGCGGCUGGGGAGGCAGCGAGGGGUGGCGAUGCCCCGGCUGGAGACGGUGUAUGCGCUGGCCAAGGGGCGGUUAGACGCGUUGAUGCAGGGGAUGUAGUGUGGAGAUGGGGAAACCGGGUCCAGAUGGCAGACCCGGCAGAUGUACAUACAUACCUAUUUGGGUCAUGAGUGAUGUAGGACAGGAGCCUUGGCGGAAAGGCUGCAAGGCUGCCGCCAUGCAGAGUGACUGCGGCAAUCACUGUCAGGCAGCGCCGGAGACGGUGGCAGCCUGGCGUGAAUGUUGACUGUGAAGGGAAUCGAAAGAGAUCAUUGCCUAUAAAGCAACACUGCUCA